Messenger RNA from Austrofundulus limnaeus, 1656 nucleotides. RefSeq names its product natriuretic peptide C-like (gene nppcl). Gene Ontology annotation, cellular component: extracellular region. The transcript has 3 exons. The record is from RefSeq and is a predicted model, not a curated record. Gene Ontology annotation, biological process: receptor guanylyl cyclase signaling pathway; cGMP biosynthetic process. NCBI's taxonomy places the organism in Eukaryota, Metazoa, Chordata, Actinopteri, Cyprinodontiformes, Rivulidae. Bases 900 to 1298 code for a protein of 132 amino acids. Gene Ontology annotation, molecular function: hormone activity.
AAGGCGGUGAUUUGAGCUCAUUUAUCAGAAGUCAGUGAGCAAAGUGGAGAAUCACUGAUUGUUUCUAAUGACAGAUUUCUGUUUACUUUAAAAAAAAAUCAGUGGUUGAACUUUAAGGUCGGUGUGUUGGAUCACGCAGCUCCUGGUAGUGUUGUAAUUUGGCGACAGGGGGUACAUGGAGCAGAUGGCACUGACAGACUGUAACUUACCCAACAGAGAGGGGAGGCUAGUGCAUGCUGGGAACAACUUCAGCGUCGAUGGGAGAAAAGGAGGCUAAUAUGCUUAAUGAGCAAUAGGUACCAGGUGGGAAAAUAUGUAAUUCAGAUUAUGUCCUGACUGGAACGACUCACUUUUUCCAGACGGUCUACCUGGGAUUUUGCGCGUCACGGUGGUGAGGUCCUUGCCGACCUUUGACCUUGGCCGGUGCAGCACACGCUGGCUUAAGUUUGGUUUGCAGAGUCCUCACCGCACACAGUCACCUUGGCAAUGACAAUCCGUCUCCCCGAGGCUAUGACAUCACUCCAAAGAAAAGAAGAUGAGGAGGAGGAAGAGAUGAUGUGGACAGUGGGUGGGGGGGGCAUGUCUCCGACUGUACAAAACCUCUGCAUCAUCUCCGCUGAUGCCCCAGCAUUCAGCCUCUGCCAGAGGAAGACCAUCAUCAUCAUCCUCCCAAUUCCAUCACUGUGAAAGCGAGGAGGAGGAGGAGCCAGCCGAGUGAGAAACCGAUGCUCCCAGCAGGUGCCAACAAGUGAGAGGAAGCUGAGAGACUCAGAAGGUGGGAGAUGAAGAGUCUGUGAGAAGAACACACACACAAAGCUUUAAGAGAGACCAGACCUCAGCAAACAGUGUUGGAAUCUUUGCCGUCGUUUCCAGCUCCUCCGCUCCUCGUCUCUGCUGCGAUGCUGCGUCCUGUGCUGCUUUGUGUCACCCUGCUCCUCCUGACUCCCUUUGAGGUCUCUGAGGCUCGUGCUCUGCAUCCUUCUCCCGAUGCUGCGCAGUUUCUGGAGGAGUUUCUGGAGCGCCACAAUGACCUCCUGACUCUGGAUGACCUGGAGAACAUGUUAAACAGCGACACGACGGAGGAGCAGUCCAAUGCCUCCUCCGGGGUCAAAGCGGCAGAGUUCCCCAAGUGGGCCGACGUUCAGACGCAGCCCGAGACCCCCUGGCUCCGGCUGCUGAAGGGGGCCCUGGCCAGCCAGAGGCGAGCAGAACCAGAGCGCUCCCGGAGGGGCUGGAACAGAGGAUGCUUUGGCUUGAAACUGGACCGGAUCGGGUCCAUGAGCGGACUGGGCUGUUAGUGGAGAGAAAAGGAGGAGCGGGUUUGAGACUGGUGUCGUCCUUCACCUUCAGAUAGAGGUUUCCAUGUAGUUUAUCUGUAGUUUGGUGUUAACUUGCAGUCUUGUUAUUGUGGUUUCAACAAGCGUAGAUCAGAUUCUUCACACUUUUAUUCCAAACUGAGUAUUAGACCCUGUUAGCUGUGUUUCCAUCACACCAUCACCCUGAGUGCAGUAACUGUACACAUGUUCUGACAUUUUGUGGUUCGGGAUUUUCAGUGUAAAAGCGUCAGUAACAGACAUGGAUUUCCUCACCUGUAAUCCCCUACAGUUUCUUUUUAUGUUCACUUUUGAUUUGCAUGAAUAAAUGGAUUUGACAUUU